AACAUAACCCACCAAAAUUAUUCCAUCAGGAAUACAAGUCGUGUCCACGAAGACCAAGCGUCGACUUUAAACAUGGAGAGAUUGCUUGUUCCUGUCGGGAAGUGAUAGAGGAUCCAGCCCCGACCUCUUUAUAUUCAUCGCUCCUACGCGCCACUCGGCUUCGUCUUCCUCCACAAGCCCUAAUCGAAGCCCUAAUUUUUGAACAAAUUAUCCAAGAAAAGGAGAGAUUUUUCUCAGCCCUUCCUUUUAUUAUAUUGCGAUACCAGUCGGGGAAAGAAUUCUCGUGUUCUUCCCCCCUGGUCUAUCUUAUUGGACCAAAAGUCAGAUCUUUUUGCUCCCUUGUCGAAGCCUAUAAGAUGCAGGCCGCUUGCACUCGAACUGUGGAUGUAGCUAUCCCCUUGCCUCACCUCCUCAAGCCCGACUUCGAGCCGCCCCCCUCGCCCUCGCCGUUGGCCACCAUGGCGCCGUCCCAAGAUGAGCUAAAGCGCGUGGCUGCCCACCGGGCUGUCGAGCUGGUAGAGUCCGGCAUGGUCAUCGGCCUGGGCACCGGCUCCACCGCCGCCCACGCCCUCGACCGCAUCGGCGCCCUCAUCCGCAGCGGCGCCCUCCGCGAUGUCGUCGGCAUCCCGACCUCGGAGUGGGCCGCCGCCCGCGCCGCCGCUGCCGGCAUCCCUCUCUCCGAUCUCGAUGCCCACCCCGUGGUCGACCUAUCCAUCGACGGCGCCGACGAGGUCGACCCCGCCCUCAACCUCGUCAAGGGCCGGGGCGGCUCUCUCCUCCGGGAGAAGAUGGUGGAGGGCACCAGCCGGCGCUUCGUGGUCAUCGUCGACGACUCGAAGCUGGUUCCUCGCCUCGCGGCCAGCGGCCUCGCCGUCCCCGUGGAGAUCAUCCCCUUCGGCUGGGCCCUCACUCUCCGCCGACUACAGAGCUUGUUCGACGGCGUGCCGGGCUUCAAUCUCAAGCUCAGGACCGGCUCCAUCAACGCCAAAGCCACCACCUUUGACGAGAAGGGGUCGGACUCGGAGCCAUUCGUGACUGACAACAAGAACUACAUCGCGGAUUUGUUCUUCGAGAAUGGGAUCCAUGGCGACCUGAGAGUGAUCAGCGAUGCGAUCCUGAGGAUUACCGGAGUGGUGGAGCAUGGGUUGUUCCUCGGAUUGGCGUCGUCGGUGGUGGUGGCACACAAGGAUGGGGUGGUGGUGGUGAAGGACAAGGAGGCGACAUCGAAUGGGAUAAAAUAGUGUAGUCAACGGAUAAUAAUUGAAUUUUUCAAUAUUAUCUUUUCGAUGGAUGAAGGAUGAUAGAGAUUACGUUAGCCGAAGGAUGAUUACUACUGAUUCCAAGACGCAAAGGUAACCAUUCUACAAUACUAUUGAUUGAUUGUAAUUUGAACCCUAUUAUUUUUUAAUCAUAUAAGACUAAAUUGUGAUUAAUGUCUUGAUAAAGAUUAUUAUUUGUUCAAAAUGAGUUUGAUAUUGGUUACAAUAAUUUGCUUUUUAGUUCCGGAGGAUACUGUAGAUAGUUAAUUCUAAAUUUUUUUCUUUGUUUACUUGUGAGACUACGCCAUCCAUCCGAUGUCAACAAUAAAAAGAGGAAAUGUUACGAGUAUAUGUAAAUAUAAAAAUUAUAAUCAUGUUAUUAUUAUGUGAAAAAAAUAAUAUAAGAUAGUGUACCUUUCGAUAUAAUUUAGAAUAGUUUUCGAUAGUCUACCAAAUGUAUAAUCAUUCAAUCCAAAUAAACUAAUUUGUAGGAAAAACUAAACUCAUAGAAAUACGAUAAUAGUUCUAUAAUCUUUUUUCUAUAUAUAUAAUCUUUAGAAAAUCUUAUGAUCAAAGUGUUAGUGAACAAAUGUGUCGUGGCUAAUCAGUCAGCACGGCCUGAUCCACGGGUCGAUGUCGGGAGUCUUCUGUCGGUUGAGCUGGAUGUCGAGGUUGACUGGGCCCUCGCGACAGGGUGUUGAUCAGUGUUCCCUGGUGUGCCGAUCCGAGCGUCGUGUAUGUCGAGUUGCGUCUCUCCUUCUCCGGGGUGGUUGAUAGCUCGUCUUCGUGAGGUGGUUGCACCCUCGGGAAGUAGUGCUGGUUGGCGUUGGUCGGGAUCCGGGCUGAUUGACUAUUCUCCUUCGUGCACUGGAUGGCGAUUCCCGGGUGGUUGGUAGCUUGCCUUCAUGAGGUGGUCGCAUUUUCCUGCAAAAAUGGCCCUCGACGAGGCCCAUCCGACGAGUAAGUUAGUAACGAGAGGGAUUGCUUUCCUUUUUCCCUUUUUGUUUUCUGCCUCUCCCCUGGCCAAAGGCCGGCCAGGGGUUUUAUACUAUGGCGCAAGGGUUAAUGGUGCGUCGAUUCGACGUCGCCGCUAAACCUCGAGGGAUGGGACGACCCUUCUAACCGAUCAUCGUUCCGGGAUGUGCAGAGCGACGUCAGACGGCACCGCCCCAAGCUCCCGGGACGGGACGUGUGGCGUAGGACUCUGACUUGGCAUGCUGUGUCGGCUGUGACGUGUUCAGGCUGUCAAAAUAUACUAUAUCACAAAGCAGAUAGUUUAGGAUAAACAGGAAAUUCACUCCCAUCAAGAUCAUUCCUAAUAAAAAAAAUUUAUUCUAACUUUAUGUGAAAAUUUUAAUAUACAUGUCAUAACCAUAUAAAUAUCUAAAAAUAAUAGAUGUGACUUCUACUAAGAUGACAAUGUGUGAUACAGUGCAAUGAACAUGCAUGAUUAUAAGCUAUGCGUGCUACUUGAUUGCUUCUUGCACGUAAGAUUUUUGAAUUUUCUUAAUUUAAUUGAGGAUUUUGCUUUGUGCAUAGCUUAAUAGAGGGAAAAGCAUUGACCAAGUACAACGACAUCCGGCAAAGAUCGGGACGGCACCACCCGAGUACAGCAUUGUCUCGCGAAGAUCGAGACAGCGAUGUCUCGCAAACAUCGGAACAACACCAACCGAGUACAGCGCCGUCCCGUAGAGAUCGAGACGACACCGACCAAGUACAGUGCCAUCCUGUAAAGAUCAGGAUGGCACCACUCGAGUGCAGUGCCGUCUCAUGAAGAUCGGGACAGCGUCGACCAAGUACAACGCCCAUUGGGUCGGCAACUAUAAAUAUGACAAGUACGGUUGGUCCCCAAGCAGAGGGAUAAAAACCAGUCACGGGGCCGACGAGAGGGGGAUUGAUUCUUGGCCCAUUUUUCACCCAGUCAUAAUAAAAUCUUCGGAGGGGUCGAAGUCGGGAGUCCCCUUCCCGACCCCGACCUGUGUACAGGGACAAAUGAUAGGGAGGAAGGCCCAUGACGACGAACGUCGCCUUGUCGCCCGAGCGACGGUUGAGCCUGAGGCCAAUGCCCAUGCACAGUGUGCGAAGCCUCCAACACCCUCGCUCCGGCAGUCCCGAGCCUGACACACUAUCAUUCGACUCGGCAUACUCCCUCUGGGCAUAACUGUGAUCAGUGAACCGACGUAUGGAUGAGGUUCAGCGAGAGUUUCAUAAGUCCAAAGAGGAGCUUGGCGAGUCCUCUUUAGGAGGAUCACCUAUUACACCUGAAAUUUAGGCCAUGCCAAUUCCUCCAAGCUUCCGUCUCCAUGUUCUCGAAGCCUAUGACGGUAGCUCCGACCCGACAGAACAUGUCGCCACCUUUCGAGCCCAGAUGGCCCUAUACGACACUUUGGAUGCCCUCAUGUGUAGGGCAUUCCCCACCUCGCUCUUAGGCCCAGCUUGAAUGUGGUACAGUCGACUCAGACUGGCCUCGAUCGCCUCCUUCGACUAGUUGGCCAAGGAGUUUGAGCUCAAUUUCCUGGCCAGCGUGCGACCGAAGCCGUCCGCAGCUCUGCUCCUCGGUCUCAGCCAAAAGGACGACAAGCCCCUUUCUCAUUUUGUGACUCCCUUUGCCACUGAAAUUUGGGGGCUGCCCAAUGCUCAUCUCUCUUUGAUAAUGCAUGCAUUCUUAAUGGGACUUCGGCCUUCCAGAUUCUUCUGGUCGCUGGUCGAGCGGUUGCCGACGUCUAUCCCUGAAAUGCUUUAGUGUGCUAACCAAUUCGUAGCCGCCGAAGCAUUGAUGGCCGGAAAGCGUGAGGAGCAUAAGAGGCCGCGAGUAGAACCAACCCGAGAGCAAGCCCCGGCGUCGCCAAGAAGGAGGAUCGACCGACCCAAUGCACCACUCCCGAGGCCCCCACUCCCGCCUUUGAAUUCCUCCGGGAUGGAGAUAUUCUUGCAUAUCAUGGAGAAGGGACUCUUGAAGGCCCCUAAUCCGAUGAAGGCACCACACGAGCUCAGAGACCGCUCGAAGUAUUGCUGGUUUCAUCGCAACUAUGGACACGACAUCGAGGAGUGUCGCGACUCGAAAAACCAGAUCGAAGAACUCAUACGCUGGGGGCACCUAGGUCACUACAUUAGGAGGUUGUGUGAAUUGUCGCCCCGUCCUUCGGGUCCAGUCAAAAAGUAAAUUGAUGUGAUCAGCGGCGGUUUGGCAUUAGGGGGAGAUAACAUGGCGAGGCGGAAGGCUUAUGCCCGUGCAACCAUUGAAAAACACCCGAGGCAACCCCAAGUGCCCGAGAUCACCUUCUCGGCAAGAGAAACUGAGUACCCGGAGCAUGACGAUGUGCUAGUCAUCUUGGCCAAGAUCGCCAAUGCUCGGGUUAAAAGGACCAUGGUGGACACCAGGAGCUCUGUCGAUGUCCUGUACUUCGACGCCUUCCGGAAACUCUGACCAAGGAAGACCUCGACCCAAUUCAAUCGGCACUUACUAGAUUUACAUGUGAUUCCAUUUCAUCCCUCGGCACAAUCGUCCUACCAGUCACCCUGGGUGAAGACCCACAGGUCAAGACGAUCAUGAUAAUCUUUAUGGUGGUGGAACUCCCCUUGGCAUACAACGUCAUCCUGGGCCGACCAACCCUCAACACGCUCAGAGCGGUCAUCUCCGCAUACCACCGGGUGAUAAAAUUUUUGACCUGAGCAGGGGUCGAGGAAGCGAGGUGUGAUCCUCAGGAAUCCCGACAAUGUUACCUAGCGACUAUCACAUUACUUAAGAAGCCGAGGCGCGAGCAUCCCAUCACCGACCCUCGAGACAUCGUAAAGCCAACGCAAUGCCCCGAACCGACCGAGCACACCCAAGAGGUCCUGCUAUGUCAUGACCGACAAAAAUAGGGUCGUUAGGGUCAGGUCAGGGCUACCGAAGGAGGAAAGAGAGCAACUCAUCAACCUACUAGUUGAAAAUGCUAAUGUCUUUGCCUGGUCACCAGCGGACAUGCCCAAGAUUAACCGAACGGUCGUACAACACCACUUGAACAUCAGUCCCCAAGCGCGACCGGUGAAGUAGUGGCCCCGAAAGCUAGCACUCGACCGACAAAAGGCUGUAAAUGACGAGAUAGAAUGACUCUUGGUGGCAGGAUUCAUCGUAGAAAGAAAAUAUUCUCGAUGACUGUCGAAUGUAGUUCUUGUUAAGAAACCUAAUGGAAGUUGGAGAAUGUAUGUUGACUACACCGACCUCAAUUAAGCAUACCCGAAGGACCGCUAUCCACUCCCGAGGAUCAACCAGCUGAUCGACACAACCUCAGGGCAUGAGCUCCUCACAUUCCUGAACACGUUCUCGGGGUACAACCAAAUCAAGAUGGCGCCGAAAGACCGGGAACAUAAAGCUUUCAUCACAAACUAAGGAGUUUACUUCUACACAGUUAGUCAUGUCAUUUUGUUGGAAUUGAUAAGUAUUUUAAGAUUUUUAAAAUCAAUUAUUCUUAAUCAUAAUACAAGGGCUCUUGUUUAAGGAAAAAAAUCUUAAAAAUUAAAACUUAAUUUUUUUUAUAAAUAUUUUAUAUAUUUUUAAUUUUUGAUAGGAAAAAAAAAUUAUUAGAAAUAUUUUAUAUGUCCUACAAUAUUUCUAUAAUGUGAGAAAACAAACAUGAAUUUUUGGAGUCUACAUAAGAGGUGUAUUAAAGUUUGAGUGAGUUAUAAAUUGAUUUCAUAUGAUGAUGAAUAUAAAUUUUUUUAAUAAAUAUAAGUAAGGCAUGUCGAAUCACUCACCUUUACAAUCUUACCUUAAUUAAUGUACACAAAUCAUUAUUCUUGUAAACAGAAAUUAUAUGUUCAAGAGUUAUCCUCAUAUGACUCCAAGCCUUCGGCAAAGCAGGUGAUGCCAAUCAAUUUGGGCAUGCAAUUGUAAGCUUAGACAUAUACUAACAUCAACAAUUUCCAAUGGUCAUACCAUAUUAAUGAAUUAUUUCGUUCAUUACAAUAUAAAUAUUUUUUGUAUCGCUAAACACUCGGAUGACAAAAGACACUGUGGAUGGAAUAUCCAACUGUGAUAUUAAAGAGUUCAUGUACCUUUUUUUUUUUUCCUGAAUAUUUCCACUUGUGAAGAUAAUAAUAAUCACUCGUUCAUCAUUUUUUUCUAAGAAAUACUUUAUAUUACUUUACUAAAAGUUUGCAAACAGAUUUGCUGAUUGUAAAAUUCACAUACACAAUGAAAAAAUCACAUAAAAAUCACGUGUAUUGGUAAGUUUUAGAGGACAACAGAUGCAUCAACCAAAUAUUAUGUCACCUCAUCUCAGAGGUGAAACACUGUCACCUCUCUCUCAGACCCAACUCAGUUGAUGAAGUAUAGUUUUUCUAGACCAUGAAACACUGCCGAGAAAUUUUGGUCCCAUCUCACCAACCUCAAUAAAUCAUAUUUUUAAUGCUGCCGAUUGUAUUAUAGAAGACAUUUAUCUUCACAGAGUCCAUUCCAGAUUCUAUCAUCGUUGUCGAAGGACAAGAGAUGAAAGAAACAAGCAAUUCCGGAACAUCCUCUACUUCAAGAUAAGCAUGCAAGUGGAGGUCAUAACUUCAUCUGCUUGUCUUGUAGAUUCCAUCUGUAUUUAUCGGAACAUUAAAACAAUAGAUCGAGGCUGCCAUGAUUAUCCAAUUAAAAUACAAAUGGUGGACCCAUUCACAGUCGAAGCUUUAAUAGAAGACGAAGGACACUGAAGAUGAUCUCAACUAUGGAGGCUCCACCGAAAAAGCGUGCUAUCAGGACAUGUGAAUGGGGUCAGACGCAUCUAUGCAACCCGCUUCCCAAGAUGGCCUUUCAAGUUUGAGCCUGCUGUUAUUAAUAUGGAGCGGUUUGUGGAGGAAGAAGAAGAAGAAGAGGAAGGGAGAGAAGGGGAGAUGUGAUGGGGACCCUUUGUUGCCCGCCUCAUUCGAUCGACAUAUGCUUUUCCUUCCCCUUGUGUCUCUUCAUCUGCUCCUACAUAUUGAAUACUCGAACGCUUGUUGUUCUCAUAUGUUGUGGAUGCAUGUGGAUGUGCAUGGAUUCUGAGUGUGUUUCUUGUUUCUUUUGUGUUGCUGUUUUGUCUCAGUUUACGAGUAGUUCAGCUUAGAGAUUAGGAGGGAUUUUUUGGGUUGGAGGUGGAGCUCCUUGAAUUCCAAAGGAGGGUCUUGGUUGGGUGGAUUGAGCUGCUGGUUUAUGGAUUCCACCGCCGUAUUCCAUGUUUUCUUUGCUAUGGCUGAUGACAAAGAUGGUGAAUGUUUUGGGAUAGGCUUGUGGUUUGCAUAACUCAGGAGCUGGGUAUUUGGAUUGAAGGGAGCUCUACAUCUGUUUACUCCAACUUUCUGUUCUUGUUUUUCAUUUCUCUGUCUUGUUUUAUAAUCACUAUCCUCUCUCUCUCUCUCUCUCUCUCUCUCUCUUUUAGUCUGUUGCUUUCUUAAUUAUUGCCAAGAUUUUGAUGAGGGUUUGCUUAGUUUGUGGCGACUUCUUGAGUGCUGAUGGUGCCGAAGGACAGCUUUUCGAUUCCCCAAGGGGGUUCUUCUAUUCCUCUGGUCGACGCGAGUUUUGCUAGUGUGUGAGCUUAAGUGUCCUCUGUCCGAGGCACCCUUGUUAUUACAAAGUCUUUAAAGCAAUCGAUAAGCCGUCGUACCUCGGCUAAAUAUUUGAUCA
This is a messenger RNA of Musa acuminata AAA Group (dessert banana), 7887 nucleotides long. Its product is annotated as probable ribose-5-phosphate isomerase 2. The transcript is spliced from 2 exons. NCBI's taxonomy places the organism in Eukaryota, Viridiplantae, Streptophyta, Magnoliopsida, Zingiberales, Musaceae. Gene Ontology annotation, molecular function: ribose-5-phosphate isomerase activity. The coding region runs from base 357 to 1241 and encodes 294 amino acids. The record is from RefSeq and is a predicted model, not a curated record. Gene Ontology annotation, biological process: pentose-phosphate shunt, non-oxidative branch.